CUCCUUUUCUAAUGGACUGUUCCGUUGUCAUUUAAAAUAACGCAUAAUACUUGUAGUGGCAGGCAAGUUUUGUUUACCUGCGGUCUGAUACGCCUCGUUGAGUUCAAGUUGAAAGAAAUCUAUUUUGUUCUUCUCAGGGCUGAUAUUUGGAGAUGACUUCAGGCUACCGAAAACCCAACACCAUUUCCAACCAGAGGAAAAAGGCAGAUCCUAAACCAGACUUGACAGAGGAACAAAAGCAGGAGAUCAGAGAGGCCUUUGACUUGUUUGAUACAGAUGGCUCAGGAACAAUUGACGUGAAGGAACUCAAGGUUGCCAUGCGUGCCCUUGGCUUUGAACCAAAGAAAGAAGAGAUCAAGAAGAUGAUUGCAGACAUCGACAAGGAGGGAUCUGGGACCAUUGAUUUUAAUGACUUUCUCUGUAUGAUGACACAGAAAAUGAAUGAAAAAGACUCAAAAGAAGAAAUCCUAAAGGCUUUCCGCUUAUUUGAUGAUGACGGCACAGGCAAAAUUUCCUUCAAAAAUCUCAAGAGAGUUGCCAAGGAUCUUGGCGAAAACCUGACAGAUGAGGAAUUGCAGGAAAUGAUUGACGAAGCAGACCGAGAUGGAGAUGGAGAGAUCAAUGAGCAGGAGUUUCUAAGGAUAAUGAAGAAGACAAGUCUAUAUUGAAUGUCUUAUGUUUCCCAACGUUUAUUUUCCACUGCUGGAACGCUCUCACUUAGAUUCCUUAGAUUAUUUUAAGGGUACUUUAUGAUAUAGCAUUUAGUGGCUUUUUUAAACAGAUCUAUACACAGAUUUUUUUAUAUUUUAGAAUUGUGUAUAUUUUUGUAUAAAUCAUAGCUUUUAACUUAGUUAUAGUCUCCUCUUUACCAUGGAAGUGAAAUUAUAUUGUUUAUUCCAAGGAGCCUUGCACCUAACAUUACUGUAUGGCUCCUAUGGCUAUUUGGUUCCCUCUUGUGACACAUGAAAUAAAGUGCAGCUGUAAUUGUCUUA
Coregonus clupeaformis (lake whitefish) is the source of this 992-nucleotide messenger RNA. RefSeq names its product centrin 4 (gene cetn4). The coding region runs from base 153 to 668 and encodes 171 amino acids. The record is from RefSeq and is a predicted model, not a curated record. Gene Ontology annotation, biological process: centriole replication; mitotic cell cycle; nucleotide-excision repair. The transcript has 5 exons. Gene Ontology annotation, molecular function: calcium ion binding. Gene Ontology annotation, cellular component: centriole; centrosome. Lineage: Eukaryota; Metazoa; Chordata; Actinopteri; Salmoniformes; Salmonidae.